GGCGCGCGCCGCGGACGCCUCGCGGACGUCAAAAGACACGAUGUCCAGACGUCCGGGCAGAGAGAGGAUAAAGAAGGUAGCAGGUCAAGGAGGGAAGAGAGGCGACACACCCACAGGCCCACCUCCCUUCAAUCUGAACACGAAUAGAAAAUUACUGGUGUCCACGUCCCUUCCUCCUGACCCCAUGACACCCCCUGCCCAGAUCCCUGGGACUCUCCUCUGUCAUUUACCCUCCUACUGUGACUCCCUGUUCUCCGGAUUCUGCGGCCUGCGUGACCAGGGCUUGCUGAUGGACUGCAGUCUACACCUCAGUGGCGUCUCCUAUGGAGCGCACCGCCUGGUGUUGGCAGCCAUCAGCCACGUUGCCGAGGGGUGGCUUCGGCACGGUGAGGCGGGGCCAGGGGCACGGUCAGAUGCUGAUGAGCAAGUCUCCCCGGCAGGACUACAGGCUGUGCUAGAAUUUGCCUACACUGGAGAUACAGCCAUGGCCGUUGGUAUGGUUCCGGAUGAUCUCACGGAGGUCUGCAGGUGGCUGGGUGUGGAGCGGCUGGCCGAGGCUCUCCGGAGGGACACCGAUGAUGGACCCUGUUGUCCUGUCAGAGAAAGGGAGUUGAGCCUGGGAGCCAUGAGAGGCCUGUGGGAAGAGGGAGUUGGUUGUGAUGUGUGGCUACAGGUGGACGGUGGUGAGAGCUUCCCAGCCCACCGGGUGGUGCUUGCUGCGGCUGGAGACUACUUCCGGGCGCUGCUGUGUGGAGGACUGCGGGAGUCAAGCGAGAGGGUGAUAGUCCUGCCCGAUGUGGCAGGCUGGGCACUACACGCUCUCCUUGGUUUCCUGUAUUCUGGAACCCUGUGUCUUGGCUGGGAACACAUCUGGGAGCUAACGGAGGCCGCGCGACGUUUCCAGCUUCAAGGGGCACUCACACUGUGCCAGGAUUUUCUGAAGAAUCAUAUAGAUGCCAACUCAUGUCUGGACAUCCUGGUGCUUGCUGAGACGUACGGGCUUGUUCAGCUGGGUCAGCAGGCUGAGCAGUAUGCACUCAGACACUUCUCCUGUGUGGCAGGUGGAAACAAGUUUCGAGACCUGCCAGUCGUGCUUCUCGAACAUCUGCUGAAGAAGGACACGCUGUGUGUGGACAGUGAGGUGCAGGUGUUCCGGGCAGUGCAGACCUGGGUGGAGGAUGAUCUGGGAGAAAGGCUAUGCUUUCUGGCAGGACUCCUGGAGCAUGUUCGCUUUGGUCUCAUGUCCCGAAGUGAGCUGCAGGAGGUCCAGAGCUGCAGCCUGCUGUCCCAGGACCCUAGGUGCAGACAGACAAGGGAGAAUGUGGAGGCCUUCCUUCAAAUGAGUCACAAGGGUGCACCCUGCAAGCCUCGCACUCACAACCAGGUGUUAGUUGUGGUCGGUGGCGACUUUGUGAAUGAGGACUUCACCAGGCGUGUUCCAAGCCGGAGCCUAUGGUUUGCGCAUCGCUUCCAGCGUGGAUUGGGUCUCAUUAGGACUGUAGAAUGGAGAGUGUUGCCUGAGCUUCCGGAGCCACCUCGGUUCCGACACUGCGUGUGUGUCCUCCACAACCAGCUCUAUGUCCUUGGAGGACGGAAGUACUAUGGGUCAUAUGACGUUCUGAAGUCUGUAAUGAGGCUAGAUCCAACGCAGGGACACUGGGAGAAGCUUGCUGACAUGCACAGUCCUAGGGACUAUUUUGCUGCGGUGUGUCUAGAAGGGAAGCUGUAUGUGCUGGGUGGGAACCGUGACGACACACACUACCUGGAUUCGGUGGAGUUCUACUCACCCGAGGACAACACCUGGAGCUUUGCUCACCCACUGGAUACAGAGCUGUGUGGACAUGCUGCUGCGGUGCUGAAUGAGGAAAUAUUCAUUUCCGGGGGGUUCAACACACGUCUAGGCUGCUUGCCAUAUCUGUGGAGAUACGACCCCUGCAUGGGCUCUUCUUACUGCGCCCCCAUGACAGCAGGGGUGGGGCGGGCUGGGCAUGCCAUGCUUGCUUUGGGGGGCAGACUGCUGGUGGCAGGAGGGCUGGAGCCCUUGUGGGUGGGAUUUGGGGACCAGCUGCAGUGCGAAGCUUAUAAUCCCGCCCUCAACACGUGGACUCCAUUUCCCCGGCUGCCCCGGCCUCACCUCUUCCCUGCUGCCACGCUGCUGGAGGGACUGCUCUAUCUGCUGGGUGGAUCCUCAGCCGACUCUACCAGGGACACCCCAUGGGUGCACUGCUAUGAUCCUCACACACAGUGCUGGGAGAAGCUGGGAUCUAUGCCACACCCAUAUGCUGACCUCGCUGCCUGUACUUUACAGGUGCCCAGAGAGUUGAGGGAGUAGGAUGCACGAGCUUGCACACACAUCCAUACAC
Scleropages formosus (Asian bonytongue) is the source of this 2363-nucleotide messenger RNA. Its product is annotated as kelch-like protein 33. The record is from RefSeq and is a predicted model, not a curated record. Gene Ontology annotation, molecular function: protein binding. The coding region runs from base 41 to 2332 and encodes 763 amino acids. The transcript has 7 exons. NCBI's taxonomy places the organism in Eukaryota, Metazoa, Chordata, Actinopteri, Osteoglossiformes, Osteoglossidae.